CGAGGGGGUCACUGACGAGACGACGAUUGUGUGUGUGCCGUGGGCGAUCCCCGGCUUCUCUCUCUGUACGAGGUUAGAUUGCCGUCGGUUGGGCUGGUCAAACAAGGCGGAUUUCACAAGAUUGCCUGCUACUGGCUGUUGGCUGUUCGCACAAUGGAAAGAGAAAAAGGUUCAACCAGCCGGUGGAGGGAGUGGGGUUGCGUGACAAAGCUCGAUAUGCGAAGCGGCCAUCGCCGACACGCCAGCACUUUGCUGCGAGAACGAGGACCAAGCGGGCGUUGGUCAUCAACCAGCCUGGUGCAAUGGUGCAAUUCUGCCGUGGUGCUGCGGUGCUGUGGUGCUCUGGUGCUCUGGAUGGGAUGGUGCAGUAUCCGCAAGCGCACACAGCCGCAGACGAGCCCAUUCAACUGGUGGACAACAUUCAACUGGUGGAUAGAUGAGGCGGCCGACGAACGCCGCGAACGCCGCUCGAGGUCAUGGCGGGCCGCCUCUCUCUGCCCCCAAGUCGAAGCCCUGAUGCUGGACAUCUCGAGUGUUAGCGAGACAAGUUCAUGGCCUCCGGAUGGCCCGCGCUUCAAUCCGUCCAAUUCAUCUGGUUUUACGUGCCUCACUGACUGCAGCGGCGACGCCCUGUCCGAGAUUGCGCUGCGCUUCGUGCCUUGGUGCAACAAGGCCUUGUUCUGAGCAUUGUCGUAUUUUUAGAAGCCUGUCGACUCGAAAGAGCAUUGCACGGAGCAAGUCCCGGUCUAGAUCAGGUCCAUCAACGCCAAGCCCGUGACUGCCAGGCGGCUGGUAAUUGGAUCCAGCUGAGGGCACUCGGCCGAGUCGGCGGUCCAG
This is a messenger RNA of Ilyonectria robusta, 837 nucleotides long. RefSeq lists its product as uncharacterized. Lineage: Eukaryota; Fungi; Ascomycota; Sordariomycetes; Hypocreales; Nectriaceae. The transcript has a single exon. Bases 154 to 684 code for a protein of 176 amino acids. The record is from RefSeq and is a predicted model, not a curated record.